Messenger RNA from Clavispora lusitaniae ATCC 42720, 822 nucleotides. RefSeq lists its product as uncharacterized. The record is from RefSeq and is a predicted model, not a curated record. NCBI's taxonomy places the organism in Eukaryota, Fungi, Ascomycota, Pichiomycetes, Serinales, Metschnikowiaceae.
AUGUUUCGACGUGUACGGCCAUACUCCACCUUCAUUGACAAAUGUCCACCACCCGCAUACGACACUGGAUGCACAUAUUGCAAGGUACCUGCGUUUCCUCCCGACAAAAGACUUGAUGCCACCACACAUCUCAAUGGCACAGCACCCAGCAUGUGGAAGCAUGUUCUUGCAUUUCUGCACGGUGUGGCGACAUUUGACACUAUGCCGCCAAAAAUCAAUCUUGUGCCAGGGUCUCUAGCAAGCGAGUUUGAGGUGCUCCGACGCAAGAUGCUCAGUCCGCAGCAUCCCGUGACGCUUCUGAAUGCAAUUGUCUCUGGCAUCGAUGGUGGCACGCAUCAAAAGGUCUUCAUCUACCCGGACUGCAUACAGGUCGAGUUCAAGUUGGCCAAUCUCCCCGAGUUUAUUCAGCACUACUUGCUUCCAGUGCAAGAAACCGAACUGGUAUUCAACCCAUUUGCGUCUGCAAAUGCAACGCCGCAUACAAAAGUCGAGAGACCGCAUCUUUUCCAAGAGACACCAAUCCAUAAAGAUUUGGUGCUAAUAUGCGGCCACACGCAGCGCGACAUUCGCUGCGGCCGCAUUGCACCUUUGCUCUUACAGGAGUUUGAGCGUGUACUUGCGCAUGAGAAGUUGGAUGUCGAUGUCGGGUUGGUUUCGCACAUUGGAGGACACGCAUAUGCCGGGAACGUCAUUUACUUUUCCAAGCAUCAGCCGCCAGUGUGGUAUGGACGUGUUUUCCCAGAGCAAGUUCAGGGCAUUGUGCGAGAAACCAUAGUAGAAGGCCGCAUAAUCAAGGAGUUGUAUCGUGGGCAGACAAUGUAA